Nomascus leucogenys (northern white-cheeked gibbon) is the source of this 753-nucleotide messenger RNA. It is a transcript of the gene IZUMO1R, whose product is annotated as IZUMO1 receptor, JUNO. Gene Ontology annotation, molecular function: signaling receptor activity. Gene Ontology annotation, biological process: fusion of sperm to egg plasma membrane involved in single fertilization; sperm-egg recognition; cell adhesion. The record is from RefSeq and is a predicted model, not a curated record. NCBI's taxonomy places the organism in Eukaryota, Metazoa, Chordata, Mammalia, Primates, Hylobatidae. Gene Ontology annotation, cellular component: external side of plasma membrane.
AUGGCAUGGUGGUGGCCACUCCUGCUAGAGCUGUGGACAGUCAUAUCCACCUGGGCUGGGGACGAGCUGCUCAACAUCUGCAUGAAUGCCAAACACCACAAGAGAGCGCCCAGCCCAGAAGACAAGCUCUAUGAGGAGUGCAUCCCCUGGAAGGACAAUGCCUGCUGCACACUCACGACAAGCUGGGAAGCCCAUCUGGACGUGUCCCCACUCUACAACUUCAGCCUGUUUCACUGUGGACUGCUGAUGCCUGGCUGUCGGAAGCACUUCAUCCAGGCCAUCUGCUUCUAUGAGUGCUCCCCAAACCUGGGGCCCUGGAUCCAGCCAGUGGGAAGCCUGGGGUGGGAGGUGGCCCCGAGUGGGCAGGGAGAGCGAGUUGUGAAUGCGCCGCUGUGCCAGGAGGACUGUGAGGAGUGGUGGGAAGACUGUCGCAUGUCUUACACAUGCAAAUCCAACUGGCGUGGCGGCUGGGACUGGAGUCAGGGGAAGAACCGCUGCCCCAAAGGGGCCCAGUGCCUCCCUUUCUCCCAUUACUUCCCCACCCCAGCUGACCUGUGUGAGAAGACUUGGAGCAACUCCUUCAAGGCCAGCCCUGAGCGACGGAACAGUGGGCGGUGUCUCCAGAAGUGGUUUGAGCCUGCUCAGGGCAACCCCAAUGUGGCCGUGGCCCGCCUCUUUGCCAGCUCUGCCCCAUCCUGGGAACUGUCCUACACCCUCAUGGUCUGUUCCCUGUUCCUGCCUUUCCUUUCCUGA